Molecule: messenger RNA, 1578 nt
Organism: Fusarium vanettenii 77-13-4
Lineage: Eukaryota; Fungi; Ascomycota; Sordariomycetes; Hypocreales; Nectriaceae
Exons: 2
Coding region: 1-1578 (525 amino acids)
Biological process (GO): transmembrane transport
Molecular function (GO): transmembrane transporter activity
Source: RefSeq, a predicted model, not a curated record
AUGCCUUCUUUACAACGAGCCUUGUCUAUCAUCACCCUCAAGCCUGACAUUGGCAACCAAAAGCACGAAUCUGCCUGCAUCAACGAACGGGGCUACGUCGACUUCACGUCGGGAGACGCCGAGAACCCACGAAACUGGUCUCGCACGCGAAGAUGGAUCAUCACCUUGAUUGCUGUGCUCCUUGCUUUAAACGGCAACUUUUCUUCAAGCAUAUUUGCAGCCAGUCUUGACUCUGUCGUGAAUGAAUUCAAUGUCUCUGAGGUUACCGCAGCCCUUACCACGACCCUCUUCCUCCUGGGCUUCUGCGCAGGACCCUUUAUCUUUGCGCCGCUGUCCGAAUUUUACGGCCGUCGAUGGAUCUUCUACGUUACUUUUGCAGCCUACAUGGUCUUUACAUUUCUCUGUGCCUUUCCUCCUAGCUUUGGCGGAUUGCUUGCUGGGAGAUUUCUAGCUGGCACCUUCAUCUCGGCACCCCUGAGCACGACCCCCGGUGUGCUGGUCGAUCUAUGGGAUCCCAUUGAGAGAGGCAAUGCGACAGCCAUCUUUAGUCUAGCGUCCUGGGUUGGUCCUUCUCUCGGUUCUGUCAUCUCAGGGUUUGUACAACUUAAGAGAGACUGGAGAUGGGGUGUGUACUCAGCCCUCUGGCUCGGCGUCCCAACCAUGGCUCUCAUGUUCCUCAUCCCAGAGACUCACAGUCCGACGAUCCUCGCGCAAAAAUCACAGCGUGCGCGGCGGUCCGGUAUCACUGGCGCCCAGACCGAGGGCGAAGAAAACAAACCCAAGCUGCACCAGUUGUACAAGAUGGCUCUCACGCGACCGUGGAUUCUCAUGUUCGACCUCAUAUCACUACUCUGCUCUUUCUACGCCUGUAUAGUCUUUGCACUACAGUUCAUGCUCUUCAGCAUCUACCCUAUCGUAUUCCGCGAUAUGAGGGGAUGGAAUGCAGGAGUUUCGCAGCUGCCUCUGAUCGGACAGAUCGUGGGCGCCAUCCUCGGUGCAAUCGUUAUAUUUGUCGACAGUGAGCGAAGGAGGAGCAGAGAUGCUUCUGGGAAGAAGCUCCUGCCAGAGGACCGGCUUCUGAUGGCCAUGCUUGGAGGAGUUGGAUUUCCUAUCACAAUGUCCUGGCUGGCGUGGUCAGCGCAAUACAACCAAGUUCCGUGGAUUGUGCCGACCCUGGCUGGGACAUUCCUCUCUACCUCCCUGAUGCUCGUCUAUGUCGCCAUCAUCAACUACCUCACAGACACAUACACCGACUAUGCAGCCUCCGUCAUCGCUGCCAACACGGUGGUUAGGUCGGCUGGUAGUGCUGCGGCCCCCUUGUUCACGAAUCAGAUGUUUUCUACACUUGGUGUUGGAGGAGGUGGCUCACUCAUUGGAGGGGUGGCAACGUUGCUGGCAUUCAUUCCCUUUGUGUUCUACAAAUACGGCUCUCGCAUCCGAAAAAAGAGCAAGUAUGCCCUAGUUGAUGGCGACCAGCUGGAGAAGGUGGAUGAGGAGGCGGAUCCUACAGACUAUGGUGUCAAUCCUGACGAGACCCAGCACGCUGGGGAACUGUCUAGGGCUACGGCUAGCAAUUGA